Saccostrea cuccullata (small rock oyster) is the source of this 2029-nucleotide messenger RNA. RefSeq lists its product as uncharacterized. Lineage: Eukaryota; Metazoa; Mollusca; Bivalvia; Ostreida; Ostreidae. The transcript is spliced from 13 exons. The record is from RefSeq and is a predicted model, not a curated record. Bases 102 to 1508 code for a protein of 468 amino acids.
GUGUUGAUAUUAGCAACGAUCGAGGGUUUUUAAUCUUUACGAAUGAAAAGUACUGAGGUAUUCCGAUCGGAUCCCAAAACUGAAAGUAAACAAGCAGGCCGAUGGCGGACUGCAAAGUUGAGGAUAUUAUAGAUCACAUUUCUUCUAGAUUAGAAGGAAACCCAUUGUGUAAAGAUGUAAGACAACAUUUAUUGUCCAUAUCUUCCACGAAGGAUGUAAAAGCAAAUCAAAUAGCCACAGAGAGUUGGUUGAGAUGGGCCAGACAUGAAAACCACUUAAAAGUCAUCAGUGCUGGAAUACCUAUAGGAGUACUUCCUAAUGGAUUGGAAGGGGAAAUAAUUGAUGUCAAAGUGUUCGCUAGACGUGGUCCAGAUGAUGCCAUAUAUGAUAAAAACAAGGAAAUCAGAAAAAGGGUAGCACGGGGAAACAGCUUUCUACACAUAGACAAGGGACCAGAGGCCGGCACCCGGUGUGUUCUACAAGCGAUGAAGAAAUUUACAGGAGGCCUGGGUGAUGAUGAUGAUAGAGACAUGGGAGACAACUUGGUUUGGAAGAAAUAUUUUACGAAACCUAUACAAGAAGCUGAAAAAAUCAUAGCCACAAAGAAAGCCAAUGGGGAGGCAGCCCACCUCAGCUGUUGUAUGAUUGAUGGGGAGUACGUUAUGUGUGGUGGAUCUAAGAAUGUACACAUGAUGUUCAGGAAGAAAGAAGAUAUACAGAAGUAUGGAGAACCAAGAUUCCGUAUUGCUAGAGAAGUUUGUGAGACAGUUGUUGAUUCCUUGGACAAAAUGGGAGAGGAUGCUAAACACAGGCUGUUAGAGUUCAUGGCUUGGAGUGGAUAUACAGCAGUAUUUGAAAUCCUGGCCCCUGAUCAUCAACACAUCGUUGAUUUGUCCUACCUCUCUGGUCCAGAGCUAAAAUUCAUCACCUGGACAAAGUUUGAUUUAAAUCCCAGAGAUGAUGAUUGUUUGGGAGCGAUUCCUCCUCAUAUUGGUAUAGAGAUUGCCAAUGCUUUGGGGUUGUCUGGUGUAUCUUAUGACAUCAUAUCCACCUCAGAUUUAGAUGACAGAAUGACAAAGAUAAGACGAGAGUUUGAUUGUGAGGGAGAAGUCCUUUAUUUCAUGGACCAACAGGGAGAAGUUAUUGGACUUUUAAAGACGAAAACUGUUUGGUACAUAAUGUGUCGAGCAAUAAGGGAGAAAUUACGAUCAGGUUGUACCAUUAAACAAAAGCAGACGGAACCUUUUUCUCUACCAAGGAUCCAAAAUAAGAUGGAAAAAAGAAUGGAUGAGAUUCAAAAAUGGCUGUCACUUGACGACCAAACAACUCAGGAUUGGAAGAAUCUUGCAAACAAAUUUUUAAGUUGGGCUCUGAGCAAGUUUGAAGUAGAUUUCACAUGGGACAAUAUGAUUGACAAGUACCCUGUUACAUGGAAACAAUUCUUGGAAGAGAACAAUGAAACAGACAGGAUUAGCGUCAAAUGUUAUGAGGCCUCCUUAAAGAAGUAAAAGCUGCAGGGAACAUCAAAUGAUUCAAAAGAGUUUGAAUUGUUUGCACACCGAGGAAGACAUAUUUUCAAGUCCCUUAGCUUUUAGCACAGGAAUUUGGGAGCAUUGGAAAAUUUUAAACUGUGUGCAGCACUAAAGAAGACAAUGUUCCAUUGUCACAAGUGACAGCCUCAGAUCCUUAUAUGUUAUACACCAGAAAAACCUUAUUCCAAAUCUACCACCUGAUGUUACUUCAGACACCAGCCAUGAUUGACUGUAACAUAAAAGCAUAAUUCUUUCAGUCUGAAAUGCAAAGAUGGGGCCUAGUAUGUGCAAUGUGUAAUUAUAUUAAUUUUGAUUAACAUGAUGGCAUACAUAUAAAAAAAAAAAACAACAACAAAAAAAGGAAAGAAAAGAAUAUUUCUCGUACUGGAAUUUUACUAAAUGCAAACUAAAGAGGGUAUCUUAAUGAAUUAUAUCUUCAAACCUUCUCUUUUUCAAUUAAUUUAUUCAAAUAUAAAGAUGUGUACUUUUGAUUUUGG